Pectinophora gossypiella (pink bollworm) is the source of this 1458-nucleotide messenger RNA. RefSeq names its product eukaryotic translation elongation factor 1 epsilon-1 (gene AIMP3). The record is from RefSeq and is a predicted model, not a curated record. NCBI's taxonomy places the organism in Eukaryota, Metazoa, Arthropoda, Insecta, Lepidoptera, Gelechiidae. The transcript has 4 exons. Gene Ontology annotation, biological process: positive regulation of DNA damage response, signal transduction by p53 class mediator. The coding region runs from base 248 to 769 and encodes 173 amino acids. Gene Ontology annotation, cellular component: cytoplasm; aminoacyl-tRNA synthetase multienzyme complex; nucleus.
AAAUUCUUUAAAAAGAAAACAGUGUUCAGUGUGUUUUUGUGGGAAUUUCUGAACACUAAUACAAAAGUCACCCAGUUUUGUUAUCUUUGUCUUACAACUUAAUUUUUUAACACUUUCUCAUUCAUACUAAAUUAUUUUAACUUUUUUGGACUCUAUUACUGGAUGACGUUGAAUUAUAGGUUAUGAUUUGUUUUUGAAUAUUUCUUUCUUCGCUUCUCAAAAAAGUGUCUUAUAAUAAAUUAAAAUAAUGAGUGCGUGCACUGUCGAAGUUAUUAAAUUGAUUGGCAAAUACUUGAACACGCCUGUGGGAACAGUGUGUUACAAUACCGACAAGGUAUUGACGACGGUGUUAGACAAGCAGAAUGUGGAAGGGUUUGCGAGUAUCGUGUUACGGCUGGCAGCGAAGAGUGGGUCUCCAUGGAGUCAGGAGCAGGCACUGCUUAGCUACCAGUGGCUGGAGCACAUCGCCAUGUAUGCCAACCAAGCAGUAGCUAACCCUACUUGCUCUAAGAACUUUUUAGAAGAUAUCAAUAAGGCGUUAGAAAGAAAUACCUAUUUGGCAGGACAAUUUUUAACAGUAACUGAUGUAGCAGUGUAUUAUGUUCUAUAUCCUUUACUGGAGCGGUUAUCAGUGAUAGAGCGAGAAUCACUACUCCACCUGUGCAGAUGGUCUAAGCACAUACAGGCUCAACCUAAAGUGUGCGCAAGCAAGCCUCCGCUCCCUCUUAACACAUUAACUUUGUCAAUACUUGCUCCUGCUGCACACUGAUCUGACUGUCUAAACUCUCUUUUAAAUUGUGACUUUAGUUAAUACUGAUUGUCUUUAGAAACUUUCUUUAAGGAUGGCGCUGUGUGAAAGGUUUAAUGAAUAUGCUCAACAUUCAGAUAUUUUUACUAACAAUAGUAUGGAUUGUAAAUAAGGCUCAUCUUGUACUGUAUGUACCUUGUAACUGAUAUACAAAUUCAUAAUUAUUAAGAAGACCAACCCAAUGCACUUAUAUUCUUCUGGGUCAGAAUAGAACAUACUAUACUUUUCACCAACUGCAACAUCAAAUUUAAAUAAAUAUAUAUGUACCAGCAAGGUGUGCACAGCAACUGCGCCGCGAGAGGCGCGAAUUUUAUCGAGGGUUUCAACCAAUGGACAGACGUAACAAAUGCUAUCUACAUAAAUAAACAUUGUAUGGUUAUUUAGUCAAAGCCCUCGAUAUAAUUCGCGCCGCGGCGCGGUUCCUGUACACACCCCGCAGUUAAAUUAUUGUAAUAAUAUUGUUAUAAAGAAUGAAGUGGGUUGCUAUACAGUAUUAUCUGAAAUGAAUCUAAAAGAGAGCAUGAGAGUGUAUGUCGCUUAUCUAUGCAAUAUGUUGUGUUGUACAACAAAUCCAAUCAGCAUCUUGAAGUCACAGAUGACGCUAAUUUAUUUAUUUAAGACUGCAAUAUAUGUAAGAUAAGAAAGCACAA